Larimichthys crocea (large yellow croaker) is the source of this 3089-nucleotide messenger RNA. It is a transcript of the gene nucks1a, whose product is annotated as nuclear casein kinase and cyclin-dependent kinase substrate 1a. Gene Ontology annotation, molecular function: double-stranded DNA binding; single-stranded DNA binding. Gene Ontology annotation, cellular component: cytoplasm. The coding region runs from base 288 to 1199 and encodes 303 amino acids. The transcript is spliced from 8 exons. Gene Ontology annotation, biological process: interstrand cross-link repair; double-strand break repair via homologous recombination. Lineage: Eukaryota; Metazoa; Chordata; Actinopteri; Sciaenidae. The record is from RefSeq and is a predicted model, not a curated record.
CCACCCUCAAGGCCGCGGGGUUUGGUUGCACAUAGGCUGCAGUUUCAGUUUGUUUUAUUCACCAUUUUGAGUAGCUGAAGGUAAAAAAAUUAAGAAUAUUUGCGUUUGGAGGACAAGCCGCUGCCGUACUUUUAUUUUCACGCGCUAGCUCGGACGGUGGAGUUGUGCGUCAACCCUCGCUCCCCUCGGUGUUUUGCAGAGCGGGAAUCUAUAUUUCAUUUUUUCCCCCCUGUGCUUUUUCUUCUCCCCCUUUCUUACAUCCUUAACCUCUACAGUAUUCCUGCAAAAUGUCAAGACCAGUGAGGAACAGGAAAGUGGUGAACUACUCACAAUUCAACGAGUCUGAUGAUGCAGAUGAGGAGUAUGGUGACAGUAAGCCGAAGAAGGUGCGCACAGCCCCUCGUGAGCCCAAGCACAAGCGCUCGAAGAACUCACAGGAUGACAGUGAGGAGUCUGAUGACAAGCUCUCCAAAUCCAAAAAUGAUUCAGCAGAUGACUUUGGCAGCGAUGAUGAAGACAAUGAAUUUGGAGAGGAGGAGGAUGAAGAUGGAGGAAGCGACUAUGAAGAAAAAAGAGGGAAGAAGGCAAAGAAAGCCAAGGUGGAGAAGCCCACCAAGAGGGGGCCGAAGAGAAAACGGGCUGCAGAUGACAGUGAUGACGAGAGGGAAGUGAGUCGAAAGCGUACAGUGCGCCAGGCGGCCUCCAAGGCCGUGUCCAAACAGAGGGAGAUCUUGCUGGGCGACGGAGGCAGCGAGGACGAAGAGCACGAAGACCAAGAGGAGUCCUACAUGGACCCCGAUGAGUCCGGCAGCGACGAGGACUUCAUGGUGGAAGAUGAUGAUGACAGCGACUACGGUCACUCCAAGAAGAGAGGCAAGAAGGUGAUUCGACGGGGACGGCCGGACAAGAAGGAGAAGAAAAGCCCCAAACCUCGACUAAAGGCCACAGUGACCCCCAGUCCAAUGAAAGGAAAGGGGAAGGGGCGCCCCAGCGCCAAGGCCCUGGAGAAGAGCUCACCCAAAGAGGAGGAAGAGGAGGACCCAGAGAGUCCCCUGGAGGAAGAAGAGGAGGAGGCCGAGAAGAAAGAGACCUCCCCCGCUCCCAAGACGACGAAGGAGGCCGCAGGAGGCGACGAGGAGGAGGAAGACGAAGAGGAGGAGGACGGCUCGGAAGAGGAGGCACCCUCCGGAGAAGACUAGAAGAUGGUACCCGCUGAAGCCCAUCCUCCACGUCUCUCUGUCUCUUCUCAACGUUCUUGUUUUCUUUUGUUGCUCUGCGUUAAGAGUUGUUCGGGGUUAUUUUUUUUUUCUUUUCUGUUUCUCUUUAUUUUUUUUAUUUUUUCCUCCUCGCGGUGGCCUGGCUCAAUGGUUUGGACUUUGUGUGCUUUUUCUUGUGUUGCUUCUCCCUCCCCCUCCACAUCCCCUUCCUCCAACCAAGACAUUGUGCGUGUGUGUGCGUGUGAGGAAAUUUUUCACUUUGAACAGAGUCACAAUAUUCAGCCUUCCUGACUUUUAUCAUUUCUGCAUUUUAGUCUGAAAAUACAGACAGGUCUCUGCCUUUCCAAGAGCUCAGUACUAGUGAGCAUCCGUCCUCAGUGUGAACAGACCAGUUCACUUGUGUGUGUGUUUUGUUUUUUUCUUUUUUUUCUUUUCCCUCUCCUCACCCCUGGGAUUAUCAGUGACCUGCCACACCGUUUUUCUUCCUGCUUAUUUGACUGAUGUGCGUACAGGGAGUAUUGUUCAGAGCUUCUCAGUAUCAGUAACUAAAGCGCUGUAUUUACAAAGCGACAUUAAGUCAACACUCGCAGGGCUGAAGUCUUCACCCUCUCUUUGGUACUUUGUGCUUUUAAACCAGGAGCAUGUUUUAACAGGGCAGCACUAGUUUGGUCAUUGUUUUAAAGCAGCGCCCUUUUAAUUUAAUGUUUUAAACGCCACCCGGCUUUUUGACACUAUAUCAGCACCAUGAUGUCUCGUUUGUGUUGCCCGCGUGGGGAGUGCAUUAAAACGCGUUCUUUUUUUGAGAAGUAUUCCACUUGUAGCUGCUGCUUGUAGAUCAGUUGAAACGGUUAAAGGUGUGUUCUGUUGACAGGCCGCUGCCAUCGCGCGCGUCAAGCCAGCAUGUGUGUUUUUAUGUACUUGUUUAAAAAUUUGUAUGCUUUUUUCUCUCUCAGCCCAUCAGCUGCCUAUGUGAAACGGUUUUUGUUGAAUGUUGGGCUGCACCAUGCUACGUGAAGCAACCCCCCCACCCGCUCUUUUUAUAAACGUACGACCCCUCCACCCUCCCCUGCAUGGCCACAGCAACUUCUUAACAUUCAACCCCUUGUGCCAGGCACCCCUAAAUCUUGUUUUGUUUAUUUUUAAGAAAUGCAAGAAGAGAUGUUUUUUUUUUUGUUUGUUUUUUUGUUUUUUUUCCUUUUGAGAGUUAAAAAAAAAAAUGAAUGUCGUUUUUUUUUCUCCUGUUGGUUCAUUGUUCUAAUUCUCUAUUCAGAUUUUUUUUGUAAUGUUUGUUUUUUAAGAAAAGAAAUAAAAUGUAUCUUGAUUUUAAAGAAAAAAAGUCGACCCUAUCCAAUCUGUUCUGCCCGAUGGUUGGACCAGUCAUCCUUCCCCGAGUUCCUCCUUGUUCUUUCAAUCACUUUCUUCUCCUCCCCUCUCUCCCAGUCCCAUCAGCUUAAUGGUUACUGUUGGUAUCCAUGCUCAUGUGUUUCCUCUGAGCUUUUUUGUUCAUCCAUUAGUACUUCACAAGUGGAAACAUUUUGUUUUGUUUUUUUUUGUUUUUCUUUUUUCAAUUUAGAAUUACAAAGUACUGAGGCUCACAAAAGAUCAGCAGCUCGGUACAUCCGACAUUCAUUUGUCUUUUUAAUGCCUUAAUUUUCAUUGAGUUCAGUUUCAGUAGUGGCUCUGAUAACGUCAUUGGAGGCCUGAGAAUGUAACCUGUAUUAGGCUGAGAACAAGUCAACAAUUUGUAUGAUCAGCAGACCAUCCAAAGCCAUAAAACGAUCUCAAAACUAGUGACUCGGAGAUCAGGUGCAGCACUUGUGAGAUUGUCCUUUUUUGCGAUAAGUAGUGUUUUGAUGUCAAAGCAAAAAAAAA